GUGAAGUGAUAAACUGCUCUGAGGGGACUUGCAUUUAAGAAGCGUGACAGCAACUUAUUAUUUAACAUAUUUGUGCAGAGUUUAACUUGAGCUUUCAGAGGACUAACACACAGUGAUAAUGGAUCUUAAAAGUCAGUUUCUUGAAGAAGGAGAGCUGCCUUUACCACAGGUGAUGGUGUCGAGGAGAAAGCCCGGCUCUUCAAGGUCAGGUGUAUGGCGGGUCUGCGGUGUCCUCCUGGCUGUGGCCCUGUGUGCCGCCGCUGCCGUCUGCUUCACGCUCAACAAGUCUCAGAACAAUCAGGAAAGUGGAAAAGAGAUUAGACUCACAUUGAGAGAUAAUCUUUCAAAAGACAAUGUCACUUCCAGGGCUGCUAUCCAUCUAACAGGUGCAUACAACCCUAACGUGUCUGCAGACAAGCUAGAUUGGAGAAGGAACCAGGACCAGGCUUUCACUUCAGGCGGCUUGAAAGUAGUGGACCGAGAGAUCAUCAUUCCCGCGGACGGCAUUUACUUCGUCUACAGCCAGGUGUCUUUCCACAUCAGCUGCAAGACUGACAUGCCUCAGGACCACGACGUUCUGCAUAUGAGCCACGCGGUGAGCCGCUAUUCCGAUUCUUAUGGCACCUACAAGCCGCUUUUCAGCGCGAUCCGCUCCGCCUGCGUGCACGCGCCUGACAAUGAAGAUCUGUGGUACAACACGAUUUAUCUCGGCGCGGCCUUCAACCUGCAUGCCGAAGACAAACUGCGCACCGAAACGACGGUAGAACUCCUGCCCCGCGUCGAGACCGAAAAUGGAAAGACCUUUUUUGGGGUGUUUGCUUUAUGAUAAACAGGCACAAUGUACUGUUUUGGAUUUUAAGCUAAACUAAAUACAAAACUGUGGGGACGAAAGCGACAUACUGAGUUUUCACUGCAAUGACACUGAUAAACCAAGACGUUUUACAUUAAAACCUAUAACUCUAUGAUUCUUAUGAAUUCAGGGAUCCAGAUAUCAGUGGGGGAAAACGCUGCCAUGUUCAGCUGUAAUUUCCAAUGAAUGGUGAAUUAAAGCAAGCCAAGUUGCUUUUAUAAUUAUUAUUAUUGUUAUUUUGAAAGAAUGUAAUGCUAAUGUUGUUUAUUUAUCGUGUAUUUAUUUAAAUAUUUAUCAAACUAUUUAUUUA
This is a messenger RNA of Labeo rohita (rohu), 1160 nucleotides long. RefSeq names its product tumor necrosis factor a (TNF superfamily, member 2) (gene tnfa). Gene Ontology annotation, biological process: immune response. Bases 119 to 826 code for a protein of 235 amino acids. The transcript is spliced from 4 exons. Gene Ontology annotation, molecular function: tumor necrosis factor receptor binding. Gene Ontology annotation, cellular component: membrane. The record is from RefSeq and is a predicted model, not a curated record. NCBI's taxonomy places the organism in Eukaryota, Metazoa, Chordata, Actinopteri, Cypriniformes, Cyprinidae.